This is a messenger RNA of Ceraceosorus guamensis, 900 nucleotides long. Its product is annotated as glutathione peroxidase. Bases 227 to 712 code for a protein of 161 amino acids. NCBI's taxonomy places the organism in Eukaryota, Fungi, Basidiomycota, Exobasidiomycetes, Ceraceosorales, Ceraceosoraceae. Gene Ontology annotation, molecular function: glutathione peroxidase activity. The record is from RefSeq and is a predicted model, not a curated record. Gene Ontology annotation, biological process: response to oxidative stress. The transcript is spliced from 5 exons.
AUUCACGAUUGAAAUGAGGAUCACACGAAAUUGACUCUUUGACUCACAGACUGCAUGCUCAUCUCUUUCUCAGCCCACCAACGUCGUCAUUGCCGUUAGAUCUGACAGCAAACUGCCCCGCUUGCUUCCAGACCGCCAUCACCCGCACUGAAUCUUGUUUCUUGAUCUGCUGCACAAGUGGCACUGCGAACAUCAUCUCGACAGAAACCGAUAGUCCGCCGACAUCAUGGUCAGCUUUUACGAUCUCAAAGCAGAGAGGCCCAAGGGCGACGCUCUCGACUUCAACGAGCUGAAGGGCAAGGUCGUCCUGAUUGUGAACACCGCUAGCAAGUGCGGCUUCACACCUCAGUUCGAGGAACUCGAAGACUUGAACAAGAAGUACAAGGACCAGGGUUUGCGCAUCAUCGGCUUCCCUUGCAAUCAAUUCGCGAAUCAAGAUCCAGCCGAUGACGAGGGUAUUGGCGCAUUCUGUGUUAAGAACUACGGCGUCUCCUUUGACAUCAUGGCCAAGUCAGAUGUGAACGGCGCCAACACCAACGAGGUUUUCAAGUAUCUCAAGAGCGAGAAGUCUGGCCUCCUUGGCACCCAGGGCAUCAAGUGGAACUUCACCAAGUUCCUGGUCAACAAGGAGGGCAAGGUCGUCGAGCGGUACUCUCCCACUGCCAAGCCAAGCAGCAUCGCGCCUGAAAUUGAGAAGCUGCUGGCUGCUUAAUUUGAGAAUCGGCGGCCGGCCCACGCCAAUCUCAACGCCCAUGUCUUCGGCUCGGACUUGUUCGCCACGAUAUCGCCACACUUUUGCCGCUCGGAGCGCUCGUAUUUCCUGCUCCUGCUGAUGUGCCAAUUGAUAAUUUUUGCUACCGCCAAUGGCAUCGUCGCUACCGGUGGCUGUGCUACGGACCC